CGUAAAGCUCAGAAUCGCGCUGCUCAAAGGGCAUUUAGAGAACGAAAAGAAAGAUACAUGAAGGAAUUGGAGGCUGACAUUGCUAUUUUAAAACAAGAUAGAGAAAAACUACUGAAAGAGAACGAAAAACUGUCUGUUGAGAAUGAGACACUUAAAGCUGAAAGUUGGUACUUGAAA
This is a messenger RNA of Rhizopus microsporus ATCC 52813, 177 nucleotides long. RefSeq lists its product as uncharacterized. The transcript has a single exon. Gene Ontology annotation, molecular function: transcription cis-regulatory region binding; DNA-binding transcription activator activity, RNA polymerase II-specific. Gene Ontology annotation, cellular component: RNA polymerase II transcription regulator complex. The record is from RefSeq and is a predicted model, not a curated record. NCBI's taxonomy places the organism in Eukaryota, Fungi, Mucoromycota, Mucoromycetes, Mucorales, Rhizopodaceae. The annotation marks the transcript as partial.